GAAUAUCCGAUCCUUUUGGGGGCCUUCAUUGGCUGGGCGAGUGGAGCCCAAGCGCCGCGCCUAAAGCCACGUUUGCUUAACGCUGCAUUACCUCACGCGUCGCUUAUCACCAGGUGUCCUUCCCUGGCUGGCCUUCACACCGCCCCCACGUCUCUCUUUACCGCGUUUUACCCAAAGCUAUAAAAGAGCACACUCCACAAACCACAGAGUUACUGAACUCUUCAGCUCAAGCUCAAAUUUCCUCGCACUCCGGCUUCCACGGCGCUCCAGCAUACUAAGCUAAAUCAAACACAGUCAGCAGCAACCCAAAACUUCAUGGCCAUGGACGGCUCCGAUCAACGGAUCAGCUCCGCUUCCUCGUCGUCCUCGUACGACCAGUACGGCGUGGUUUGGUCGCCGCCGCCGAAGCGCCCAGCGGGGCGCACCAAGUUCAAGGAGACGCGCCACCCGGUGUACCGUGGAGUGCGCCGCCGAGGCAGCGCCGGCCGAUGGGUGUGCGAGGUGCGCGUGCCCGGCAUGCGCAACAAGCGGCUCUGGCUCGGGACGCACCUCACCGCCGAGUCUGCUGGCCGAGCCCACGACGCGGCCAUGCUCGCGCUGCGCGGCCCCUCCGCUGCCGCCAAAUGCCUUCUCAAUUUCCCAGACUCCGCGUGGCUCCUCGCCGUGACACCAUCGUCCACACACGCUAGCCUUGACAACAUCCAGCGCGCCGCCCUCGCCGCCGUCGCUGACUUCCAGCGCCAAGAGGCUAACAACGUUGCCGUCGCCAACGUUGGGGCCAACGUCCCCAUCGCGUCUAUGGCUCCUGUGGAUAAUGCCGGCCCGCCGCCGUCGUUCCGUCCUAGUGCCGCUGGAAUGUUUGAGGCGCCGGUUGCAAUGGGCAGCGACAUGUUCGAGCUCGACAUGCCCGACGAAAUGGACCUGGGCAUGUACUACACGGACCUCGCGGAGGGGCUGCUCAUGGAGCCGCCGCCGCCCGCGCCGGACGCCGGGGCGUGCUGGGAAAGUGGAGACUGCGGCAACGGCGGAGCUGACGCCUCCCUGUGGAGUUACUGAAAUGAUCUACUCCGUACCUGAUUUGGCUCCAUGGAACAAACUGAUGCUGCUCCUAAAAUUUUGCAACCUUAAAACGAAGCAAAUCUGGUGACACUACACUCAGGCAAACGCAAUUCUAAGCUAAAAAAGAAACGAGAAAGGACGCAGGAAAGAACAUCAUCACUGAUUGAC
Messenger RNA from Brachypodium distachyon (stiff brome), 1227 nucleotides. Its product is annotated as dehydration-responsive element-binding protein 1H. Bases 316 to 1056 code for a protein of 246 amino acids. NCBI's taxonomy places the organism in Eukaryota, Viridiplantae, Streptophyta, Magnoliopsida, Poales, Poaceae. The record is from RefSeq and is a predicted model, not a curated record. Gene Ontology annotation, molecular function: DNA-binding transcription factor activity; DNA binding. The transcript has a single exon. Gene Ontology annotation, biological process: regulation of DNA-templated transcription.